This is a messenger RNA of Penaeus monodon (black tiger shrimp), 1633 nucleotides long. RefSeq names its product ras-related protein Rab-23-like. The record is from RefSeq and is a predicted model, not a curated record. Gene Ontology annotation, molecular function: GTP binding; GTPase activity. Lineage: Eukaryota; Metazoa; Arthropoda; Malacostraca; Decapoda; Penaeidae.
CACGUCAUCCAGUGAAGGAGAAUUUUUCUUGAAUAUGAGCCAGAAAAUAAAACAAGAAUAAAGAAAAAGAAAGUCACAUCGACCCAGUAAAUUACACUCCCGGAAUACGCGACUGUGAUUGGUCAACAAGGCAUCCCUUUAUUUCGAAACUCCGCUCGUGAUUGGCUAAAAGGGAAUCCCCCUUUAUCUCGAAUUCCGCUCGUGAUUGGCUGGGAAAAUUCCACUCCCGGAAUACUCGAUUGUGAUUGGCUAAUAAGGCAUCCCUUUAUCUCGAAACUCCGCUCGUGAUUGGCUGGGAGCUCUGAGAUGAUCAUCAUGAGGGAAGAAGAUCUCGAAAUCGCCAUCAAGUUGGUGAUCGUGGGCAACGGGGCUGUGGGCAAGUCCUCGAUGAUCCAGCGCUACUGCAAAGGGACCUUCACCAAGGAGUAUAAGAAGACCAUCGGCGUCGACUUCCUGGAGAGACAGAUCACGAUAAGCGGCGAGGAGGUGCGCCUCAUGCUCUGGGACACGGCCGGCCAGGAGGAGUUCGACGCCAUCACGAAGGCCUACUACAGGGGCGCCCAGGCCUGCGUCGUCGCCUUCUCCACCACCGACAGGGACUCCUUCAGCGCCGUCAGGAAGUGGAAGAAGAAGGUCGAGGACGAGUGUGGCAGCAUACCCAUGGUCCUCGUGCAGAACAAAAUAGAUUUAAUCGACCAGGACGAGGUGGAGACGCUGGCCCGCGAGCUGCGCAUGCGCCUCUACCGCACGUCCGUCAAGGAGGACCUCAACGUGGACCAGGUGUUCAACUUCCUGGUGGAGCGCUACCUGGCCCUCAUCGCGCAGCCCGAGGAUAUCUACGCCGCCAAGACCGUCGGGGAGAAUAUCUUCGGCAACCCUGCAAAGUUGAAGAAGGGAGACACCAUCACACUCAGCGGCAAGAAGAAGUCAAGCAAGAAACAGCUGAUCAAGAACGCAUGUAAAGUUCUAUAAAGAGCUUCUUAUUAGUAUAUACCCGGAGGUGGACGCACAGCUUGGAGAAUCCAGCGUCGAUUUACUUGUCCAUGGGUUCUCGAGUGAUCCUAGGAAAUGUACUGAAGAGGUAGUUUUAUGCUUUCGUGGUGCUGGGUGCUGUGGAGACGGAAAAAAGUAAUGGGGGGGGGGGGACUUGAUGCCACUUAAUGCCAGUACCUCUUUAUCGACGAUUAAGAGAUCUGUUCUUGAGCCUCGACUUGGAAACUGACUUGGAAAAUGUUCUCGCACAGGCUAGAAAUCCUGUUAUUUUCAGUAACCAGACUGGGGGUUAAGAAGAAACUACUGUGGACGUACGAUUAUACAUAUAUAUGGCAAAUCAACUGUAAUGGAUAGAUAGUACUCAUCAUAGUUGUACAUCAAAGAUUCCAUAAUGUACGAAAUCAUGGUAUCAUAUACACUGCAAUAUUUAGCAAAGUCACAGAAAUAGCACAAAACCCAUACAACGAAAGGAAACACAAUAUAAAACACACACACACACCAGGAGCGUCAUAACCAGCGCUUCUGAAUCUUGAGUUUCAGUGGAAAGCGUUUUAGCACGUCGUACGAAUAUAUCAUAAACACACUUUGUGCGUUAAUCACCAAUAAGGCAGAGAUUGCCUCGCGGACUACGGAGACAAAU